UUCACCAGUGCACAGAUGCAAAUACUCAACGCCAAUACUCCUGAAGGGCAGCCUCGUCGGAAAGUCCACCAGUGUUCAAAAAUCAUUGCGGAGAAGUGGCGAGCAAUGUCUGACGAGGAGAGAGUAGCGGCAACAGAAGGAGAGGUGGUAGCUCUCCGUGAGCGGAGGGAAAGCAAAGAGCUUGGAACCUGGCAUAACGCCGACGUCAGUGCCAACCACGACUCAAGCAUGACUAUCAGUCGCAUUAAAGAGGAGCUCACACGUCUUAAUGCACGUACCGGUGAUGAGUCCAUCCUGGUCGUCAGCAGAGGCUCCCUGACACGCUUCCGUCCUCCAGAAACAUACUGCUCUGGUGUGAAGUCCGAAACCUUUCUAUCAACUGUGUUAAAGACUUCUGGCGAAGACCUCGCAAUGCGAAUGGAUGCAUACAUGGUGGUUGGCGUAGAAGGUGUAGCUCGGAACCAAGUUCAGGUGCUCACAGAGAUGAAGGGAAAGGUCUCCGCAUUGAUUCUGCAGAAAUUAAAGGCUGCAGGGGGUAAGUAUGAGAUAAAGAAGAUGUUUUAUACCAACUUUGACGAACACAUCACCCGCCCAUUCGGAAUCAUGGUCAAGAAUUGGCCCCUGAAGGAGUUCAAGAACCCAAGCUCUUUUUGCACCCGAGCUGACUUCAGCGUCCUGUGGAAUGCAUGGGAGACAGGGACGGCAUACUUUUACAUGAUGACACGAGAGGAGCACCGUGCUUGGGAGCAGAAGCAGGAGGAGGCCUUAGUGGAGGCACAGAGGAGAGUCCAAGAGGUGAGGGACAAACGGCAAUCCGGGGAAGAACCUCAGCAACAGACAAACACCGCAGGGGAUGAGAACGUACCUUCGGAGAACCCACCUGAAGAUCAAACCCCACCCCCAAGUAUGUCCAACGUACCUCAGCCAAAUGGAGGCCCUUCAUCCACGCCACAAUUGUGA
Lentinula edodes (shiitake mushroom) is the source of this 960-nucleotide messenger RNA. RefSeq lists its product as uncharacterized. The record is from RefSeq and is a predicted model, not a curated record. NCBI's taxonomy places the organism in Eukaryota, Fungi, Basidiomycota, Agaricomycetes, Agaricales, Omphalotaceae. The transcript is spliced from 3 exons. The annotation marks the transcript as partial.